GCACAUGGCCAUGGAGGCUAUGAUUCUGAUUUUAGUGAUGAGGAGAAUGGAGAGAAGCCUGUGCAAAAGACUAAGAGUGUAAAGGAAGAUGGCCUUCUGAUAAAGCCAUUCCAAAAAGCAAAACAAGGCAGUGUCGUUCACAGACAAUUUGCAGCUGAAGAAUGGGAUAGGGAAGAAGCAAGAAAAAGAAGAUUUCACUUGAUAGCAAUGGAUGCUUAUGAAAGACAUAAGAAGUUUGUGAAGGACUACAUUUUAUACUAUGGUGGCAAAAUAGAGGAUUUCCGACGUUCUGGAGCAAACGACAAGACGGAUCUUGACGUUAUUAGAGAAAACCAUAGAUUCCUGUGGAACGAAGAUGAUGAAGCAGACAUGAAUUGGGAGAAGAGGCUUGCAAAGAAGUAUUAUGAUAAAUUGUUCAAAGAAUACUGUAUAGCAGAUCUCAGUAGAUACAAAGAGAAUAAGUUUGGAUUUAGAUGGCGACACGAAAAAGAAGUAAUUUCAGGAAAAGGUCAGUUUUCCUGUGGAAAUAAGCACUGUGAUGAGAGAGAAGGCCUGAAGAGCUGGGAGGUGAAUUUUGGUUACGUUGAACAUGGUGAAAAGAGGAAUGCACUUGUGAAAUUGAGACUAUGUCCAGAAUGUUCCUACAAACUAAACUUUCAUCACCGGCGGAAAGAAGUCAAAGCACACAAGAAAAGAGGCACAGCUGUACUGAACUCUAAAGAACCAAAAAUUAAGAAGGCAAAGCUAUCUUGUUCAGCAAAAAAGAAGUCCAAAAAAAAGACCCAUAAAGAUCAGGUUUCUUCAGAAGAUUCAGAUAAUUCUGAUAAAGAUUCAGGUAACAGUGAUGCACAAGAUGGUCCUUCAGAUGCUGACUUUUGGAAAGGUCCUCUACAAGAUACAGAUGAAAAAUCACGGGAGGAGGAGUUCGAUGAGUAUUUUCAAGACUUGUUUCUCUGA
This is a messenger RNA of Pelecanus crispus (Dalmatian pelican), 957 nucleotides long. NCBI's taxonomy places the organism in Eukaryota, Metazoa, Chordata, Aves, Pelecaniformes, Pelecanidae. The record is from RefSeq and is a predicted model, not a curated record.